Adineta steineri is the source of this 618-nucleotide messenger RNA. Lineage: Eukaryota; Metazoa; Rotifera; Eurotatoria; Adinetida; Adinetidae. The record is from the annotation of a GenBank genome assembly.
AUGCUAUCUCGAAAAAAAACUCAAUCAAUCGAUGAAUGUAAUUGUUGUCGUCUUGUUCGUUCCGAUAAAUCUUCUCGUUUAAUAUUACCAUUAGCACGUCGUGGUCGUCCACAUCUAUCAAAUCAUUCGUAUCGUUUAUUAUGUCAAAAUUGUUUAACUAUCAAACAAAAACAACAAAAUGAGAUUUUUCAACAACAACAACAACAUAAUGAUGAAAACAAUUCACAAAAUAUAUUUGAAACAAUAACUGAUUUAAAUAAAACAUCUGAACAAGAUAAUAUAUCACAUGAAAUUGAAUUUUCAUUAAUAAAUGAAAAUGAAAAAAUUCAUUUAAAUAAUUCCGAAUAUGAAACAGAACAAAUGCUUAUUUGGAAAAUGAAUACAUCUGAUAAUUAUAAUCAAACAAAUACAAUCAAUGAUACUGGUUCAUUAACAAAUAAUGAAAAGAAAAUUUUACUUCAAGAAGCUGUACGAAAAUUACAAAUUGUUCUUAAUAAUCCCUCAACAUCAACAUCAACAACAACAAUAUCAGAAAGUGAUUUAGAUCGAAUUCAAUUUACUUAUCGGGCUUUACAAACAACAGUUAAUAUUCUAUCAUCAUCAUUGGAUUCGUUGUAA